Prionailurus viverrinus (fishing cat) is the source of this 1401-nucleotide messenger RNA. It is a transcript of the gene CFAP119, whose product is annotated as cilia and flagella associated protein 119. The record is from RefSeq and is a predicted model, not a curated record. The coding region runs from base 127 to 1401 and encodes 424 amino acids. The transcript has 9 exons. Lineage: Eukaryota; Metazoa; Chordata; Mammalia; Carnivora; Felidae.
UUGGCUGCACCCGGUCUUUCUACGGCGCCGAUUGGCUGAGGCGUCGCUAGAGGGCCAGGCCUUGGCCGUCGCUGCCCGAGAACCGGCGUUCCCAGGACCUGGGCGGGACAGAGCCAGUGGUGACCCAUGGCAAAGAGGAGCGACGAGAUGAUCCGUCAGAAGUCCAGCCAAUUCCUAGGACUGAAGAUGCAGUCGGAGCUUGAACAGCCCUCCGAACUGCAGCGGGAACCCGAGAGGGAACUCACUUCAUUGGAUGAGUCCGUCAUGCGGAUAGCAACAGGUGUGCGGCCUGAGUCCGGCACCGCGGCCUCGGUAGAAGCGGAUGAAGAUCCUGCAGCCAACUUGUUCCCGCCGCCGCUGCCCCGGCCCCGGAUCUGCAUGUGGAAGUACCUGGACAUCCAUUCCAUGCACAGGCUGGAGAAGACCACCAACACUGAGGAGAUGAGGGAGGUGCUAGCUGAGCUGUUGGGGCUAGGCUCUCCUGAGCAGAGCCUGCGGGAUGCCAUCAUCCUGGACCUUUUCUCCCAUGCACUCAUCUUCUGCCGCCAGCAGGGCUUCUCACUGGAACAGACAUCAACAGCUUGUGCUCUGCUCCAAGAUCUUCACAAGGCCUGUGUGGCAACCCCCUUGGGCAACGUGGAGGAAUGUUACCGCUACUUCACCAGUGUUCUUUUUUGCCAUGGAGUCAGGGUCAGUUCCUCUGGAAUGGAAUCUUCAGUCUCCCCCCAGAUAAAGUCUAGCCCAGUCUCCUGCCCUCCCCCACACUCAUCACCCUCAUCUUUCUCUGAAGGCUGUAAGGGGCUCUCCCUGCUCCUGGACUGCCAGGCACUUGGAGAAAAGGUCAGGGUUCCUGGGGGUGGUCAGUCCCCUAACUCCCAAUCAUCCCCACAGCGUCCUCCCUUCAGUAUCAACCUCUUUAGGGAGGAACAGCUGCUUGCCCUGGCAGAUUAUGUGGUCAACACCUACUUCCGCCACUUCAAGCUCUACAAAUAUGUCUUCACACCCCAGGUGAGGCUGGACCUAUCUUUGACUUACACAGGGCUACAGCCGCCUGAGCUCUGGCCAGAGGAUGAGACAGAGAAAGAAGGCGAGGAGGUGGGAGAGCAGGCAGUCACCCCACAGGAGGAGGAGCUGGAAACAGUGGUCCAGCCAGCGCAAGAGCCAAGCACAGUGUCCUUUCUCCAAAUGAUUCCUCACGCAGAAAUUCAAGAUGACAAACCAGGCCAGGUCUCCAUCCUGCGAGCCUACAUCAAGACCCAGAUGAGCAAGGAGCUGGGGCAGCUCCAACAGCUGAUAGAGGAGCGGCUCAAAGCCAGCGAGGAAAGGCUCAACAGCAAGUUGACCAUCCUAGAGCGGCCCUUCCAGCUACCUCCUGGCAAAGGCAAGAACAAGACCAAGUGA